Messenger RNA from Xenopus tropicalis (tropical clawed frog), 3313 nucleotides. RefSeq names its product nuclear receptor subfamily 0 group B member 2 (gene nr0b2). NCBI's taxonomy places the organism in Eukaryota, Metazoa, Chordata, Amphibia, Anura, Pipidae. The transcript has 2 exons. Gene Ontology annotation, cellular component: nucleus; cytoplasm. The record is from RefSeq and is a predicted model, not a curated record. The coding region runs from base 1026 to 1865 and encodes 279 amino acids.
ACUUUGUCAAAAACGGCUGGCAGUGAAAGGGUUAACAAGUAUUAAACAACCUGAUAAGAAUGGACUGAAGAGGUUAUUUUUAGUUUCUGAGGCUACAGUAUCAAUGCAUGUAGGAGUGUGUAAUCAUGCUGAUAUUGCAAGCUUCAGGAAGAAAAGCAUUUUUAAAUCUAGUGGUGUAAGUACUCUGUGCUAGGCCCCCUGCAAAACAAAAAUCGUUAGAAGGGCACAGCACAGAGUAGCAAACGUACCCUUCCCGACCACGUGUCAUCCCUACACGUCAUCCCUACACUAUGACGCAUUCCCUGCCCCCUCCUGCACUUGUCUGUCAAUUCUUGCCCCCGCCUGAUUCCUACCUAGAAGGCGCUGCUGUGCCUAUUGACGCAGGGGAACCCUGGAGCUACUGCCACCUCCUGACAAGGCAUUAGCUUCAGGAUUCUUCAGUGCUCUGAACCAAUAGGCACAGCACAACUGCAUCAAGAGAAUCGCUGUUUGCGCACUGUGGGAAACAAAUAUGGCGGUGCACUUUGCACACUGCAUCUAGGUAAGUGAAUGCACCCUUCAAAUAAAGUCAUUCUGUGCUGUUUUAAAAAAAAAGCUGAUAAAUGGCUUUAUCGUGUCAAAUUAAAUUUUAUAUUGUGAUUUUUCAAGGACAAGCUAAAAACAUAGAAUUGCCACUGUAAAUGUAUCACAGUUGGCAGCUUGGUAAGUGUCCUUGAUAUCAUGGCACUGCUUUCCACCAUAUCACAGUGACAGGGAACGGUAAACAACACUUUACUCAUUGUUCAGUUCCUAUCAGUAACCAGCUCCCUCAUUCAGAUAAUUCCAGCUCCUUUAGAUACUGUGGGCUAAACCACGCCUUGCUCAGUUGUGAAUGAAAACAGUCUAGUAGGAAUAAAGUUCAAGGGAAUUUUAGCACACGCAGUCACAUUACUGUUCAACUUGCUGAGUAUAUAAAAGAUCCAAUCACCUACUAGUUUGGCAGAACUACUGCUUUUCUUUAUGUGUGAGGCACUGUAUAUCGGCUCAUGUGUUUAUCCCCCAGUGUAUGCAACACGGAAAUGGCUUGCAUAUCUGAAAAGUUAGGAAAAUGUCACUGUAACAGAGAUCCAGUUAACAGUAUUCUUUUUCAGAUGCUUAACAAAGGGAUUCAUUCAGAGACUAAGAGCCCAAAUGACAACCGCAGUCACAUCUGCUCCUUGGCUAGAGAAUGCCCUUGUGAAGGCAACAGAAGAGUGUCUCUGAAGAACCCUGAGGUGACUUGCAAGACAGCAUCAGAAGUACUACUAAAAACUGUGGCAUUCAUUAGAAAUGUACCAUCCUUCUAUCAGCUGCCCCAGGAGGAUCAGAUUCUUCUUGUACAGAACUGCUGGGCUCCACUUUUUGUUUUAGGUCUUGCCCAGGAAAGGGUGAAUUUUGAACUACAAGAACAUUCUGUUCCCAGUUUAUUAAAGAAAAUUCUUCUAAAUCAGUAUGCGAAUGUCAGUGACAUUGCACUGAGAUCUGAUAGAGGAGUUCCAGCAAUAGAAGUUCAAAGAAUUCAGCGGUUUCUAUACAAACUCUGGAACUUAGACAUCAGCACAAAGGAAUAUGCUUACCUCAAAGGGAUGCUUCUGUUCAACCCAGAUAUCAGUGGCAUGACAUUCCCUCACUAUGUUCACACUCUGCAGCUGGAAGCCCAGCAUACACUAAUGGAAUUUAUCUCAAUGAUGCACAGUCAGAGCCUUGCUCGCUUCAACUGGAUGCUUCAAGCACUUGACACUGUAAAAGAAGUUAACCCCUUAGUGAUCACAAAACUUUUUUUCAGUCCCAUCUCUGGUGAGAUAAAUGUGGAAGAACUUUUGCUGGAAACAUUAUUUGUAAAAUAAAAAACCUACUAUUGUGACAUGUAUAAAUGUCUCCAGAACUGCAACAGCAAGUUAUGGAAACCAUAAUAACUUAUAGCUAAUAUCAUUUGAAAAAGAAUGCUGUGGUGAAAGCUUCCCUUAAUGCCAAUAAAGAGUUUACAUACAGUGGAUCAGCCUUUCCGGAAUGAUACUGUGACAUUACUCAAUGAGUUAAUGAAAUGACACUUACAUAGGAAGAAAUGCUUUCUGCAACGUGACCACAGUUAUACUCCUUAUAUUUGUUUGUCACUAUAUUAGGGAUACACCAAAUCCAGGAUUCGGUUUGGCAUUUGGCUGAGAUUCAGACUUUUUUGGCAGGAUUUGGCCAAAUCCAUAGUCCUGACUGAGCCGAAUCUGAAUCCUUAAAAUCAUGUGAAUUUUUGCCACAAACAUGGAAGUUGGGAAAAUUUUGUGCGUUUUUUCUAUGCCUUAGUGUGCAUAUGCAAAUUAGGAUUCGGUUCAGUAUUUGGCUGAAUCAUUCACAAAUGAUUCAUGGUUCGGCUGAAUCUCAAAAUAGUGGGUUUGGUUUAUCCCUACACUAUAUACAGACUACAUAAAUGAAAAUUAUAACUAAAGUACAUGUUGCUUCUAUGUAUUUUCAUGCAUUGCACUACAUUAUUUGAAAUCCUUGUUAUAAUGUUCUCUGGUUCCUUUAUGACUAUUCUUGUUUGUUCUACAGUAUAUACACAAUAGCUUCUCUCGUGUGAGUGGGACCACCAAUAGCUGAAAUAUACAGUUCUAUUGAGUAAAUAUGUUUUGUAACACAAAUGUGUGUCAUGUGUGACUUUUUUACAAGAGUACAAAAAGUCACACAUGACACACAUUUGUGUUACAAAACAUAUUUACUCAAUAGAACUGUAUAUUUCAGCUUUUGUUUUCUUUAAACGCCACCUAUAUACACUUUGAAUUGAGCAAAUUGUAAAACAGUUUGCAAAUGAUCAGGUGACAAUUAUUAAGUCGUUUUCCACAUCAUUUGUCACGUGGCUUAUGGCACACAACAAGUUAUAACUGGAAGAUGUUGACAUCCAUAUUGACAAUACUGAAGUUGUCUGCAAUCCCAGAUAUUUUAACUUGUGCCAAAUACACUUUAAGGUGCUGGAGAGAUAUUUUAAAGCCUUGUUUAUUGAGAAGCUUUCUUAGAUACAAACAAAAACAAGAAAACAGUGGUAUUAGUUAUUAUUCAUAAUAGGUUAAAGAUACUUGCCAUAAAGAAAAGAAAAUACAGAAAAAAUGAUACUUUUGUUUUAUUGUUCUUUGGGUGACUGAAAACAAUUUUGAUAUGAGUCAAGUCUCACUAGGUUAAAUGUAAGUGUAGCACUUAAUCUAUACACUGGUUUACUGUUGAAAUUUAAUAUUUAUUUAUUUUUUUUUGGUUGCAAAUAGUCACUUUUCUUCAGUGGAAAACAAAAUAAAUGUAUUCUUUAAAGAUA